Vigna unguiculata (cowpea) is the source of this 2123-nucleotide messenger RNA. RefSeq names its product disease resistance protein RPV1-like. Gene Ontology annotation, molecular function: ADP binding. The record is from RefSeq and is a predicted model, not a curated record. Gene Ontology annotation, biological process: signal transduction; defense response. NCBI's taxonomy places the organism in Eukaryota, Viridiplantae, Streptophyta, Magnoliopsida, Fabales, Fabaceae.
GAGAUGCAAACCUACUGAGGAUACAUAAAAUUGAUUCUAUCUUUAGGGUAAAGGUAAUGAACCAAAAGGAGUCUCUUGAGCUUCUCAGUUGGCACGCAUUUAGAGAAGCAAAACCAAAAGAAGAAUAUCAUUACCUUGCAAGAAGCGUGCUUUCUUAUUGUAGAGGACUACCUUUAGCUCUUGAAGUCGUUGGAAGUUGUUUAUUUGAAAGGACCGAAGAAGAAUGGGAUAUUGUAUUGUCAAGAUUACGAAAAAUGACAUAUCAUAUAUGGAAAAUAAGCUUUUACUGUUUAGGCAAUCAAAUGGAAAGGGAUUUAUUCCUUGAUGUAUGUUGUUGCUUUGUUGGUGAAGACAUAGCCUAUGCUACGAGGAUUCUAAAUGGCUGUGGAGUAGACGCUGAUAGUGGAAUAAGAGUUCUCAUAGAUCGUAACCUCAUAAAACUUAAAAAGAACAAUAAACUUGGAAUGCAUCCUUUGCUACAAGAAAUGGGAAGACAUAUUAUUCGUGAAAUUCGUCAAGAGGAAAUGUGGAAGGAGCGGCGACUGCGGUUUGAUGGUGCAGAAUAUGUAUUGACAGAUAAUACAAAGACAGGAACCAUUGAGCGAUUGCCUUUGAAACUGCGUUCAGGUAGAAGAGAACUAUCAAGACUGCUGAAAGCCGCUGUAAAUUCUGAUUACCUUUCUCCGAAACUAAGAUGGAUCCGUUUGCAAGGGUUUUCUUCACAACACCUAUCUAAUAGCUUUAAUGUGGAUCAUGCAAUAGCGAUUGAUUUAAAACACAGUCUUCUCCGAUUCGUCUGGACAGAACCACAGGUUUUGAGGGGGUUAAAAGUCCUUAUUCUUAGUCACUCCAAGAAUUUAACACAAACCCCUGACUUUUCUGGGCUACCAAGUCUUGAAAAGCUCAUUCUCAAGGAUUGUUCAGGAUUGCGCAAAGUUCAUCAAUCUAUUGGAUGUCUCAGCCAUCUAACACUGCUAAAUUUGAAGGACUGUACAAGUCUAAGAAAUCUCCCUAGAGAUAUAUGUAAGUUGAAAUCUUUAAAAACUCUCAUUCUCUCUGGGUGUCCCAUGAUUGACCUAUCGGAAAAAGAUGUAGUGGAAAUGGAAUCUCUUAUAACUCUAAUUGCUGAAAAUACAACUAUGAAACAUGUGCCUUUUUCGAUUCUAAACUCGAAAAGCAUUGGACAUAUCUCCCUACGUGGAUUUGAAGGAUUGCCCCGAAAUCUUUUUCCUUCUAUCAUUCGGUCUUGGCUAUCGCCAGAAAUGAAUUCCAUAUCUUAUAUUCAUUCGUCGUUCAUGGAUAUUGAUAAUUGUUGGGAUGAUAUUGCGUCAUUGCUUAGCAGCCUGAAAAAUCUUCGAAGUAUUUUGGUGCAAUGUGAUACCGACUUCCAACUAUCUAACCAAGUAAAAAGUAUUGUGGUCGAAUAUUUCGCAAAUUUUACCGAAUCAGGAAUUUCAAAGCAGCAAUUCAGGUCUCCUUUGAUUGGUCUUGGAACAUACCAUGAAUUCUUCAAUGCUGUUACCGAUAACAUCUCCGAGGCAUUGGUAAACAGUGAGUGUAGUAAUGUCUCUCUUCCAGGUGAUAACCUUCCUUAUUGGUUGGCCUAUAUGGGUGAGGGAUACUCUGUUUCUUUCACUGUGCCUAGAGAUCGUGACAUCAAAGGAUUGGCUUUAUGUGUUGUUUAUUUGUCAACCCCUGAAAUCGUGGCAAUUGAUUAUCUUAGAAGUGUCUUAAUUGUUAAUCACACAAAGUGCACAUUGCAGAUACACAACCAUGGCACAGUAAUUUCCUUUAAUGAUACAGACUGGCAUGGUAUAAUGUCAAAUUUGGGAGCUGGAGACAAGGUGGAGAUUUUUGUUGCUUUUGGUCACGGAUUGGUGGUCAAGAACACAAUACUCUAUCUUAUAUGUGAUGAGUCAGAUUACUUGAGAAAAGAGCUAGAGUCAAAGAUGAAUUCUCUUCUUAGAUUUAUAAUGAAAAUUGUAAUGUGUGACUUCUCAUAAGUCAUUGAUCUAGAUUAAUAGUUUAUCUCUCUAACAUGUGUGUCUGUGUAGUUGAAGAUCUCUUGGACAAUUGACUUUUGUCUCUGAUCAGACAUCUAUGAAACCUCGUCUAGUGCAUUA